CUGGCGGGCGUCACGGCUGCGGCAGCUCUGUGGAGACACACCUGCAGGCGACUGGACCGGCAGCCAUCUGGAGGCUCAGGAGAGGAUGAAGCCGCGGUGUCUGCUGUCAGCGGUGGACCGACUCCCAACCAUCAGCGAGCUGCAGGAGAGCGACGUGGAGGACGACCCCGACCUCUCCCUCCACGAUUACGCCAGCUCCAUCAGAGAGCUGUCCCAGCCUGCUCCCUACCCUCGACAGGGGCCGCUGCGAGGCCACCGGCGCUGGAUGGUGCGCACCAGUACGAGAGCGCCGACCGUACCAGCUGCCGCGUUCGCUCCCUGGAUUCCUGUGGAAGUCUCGGACGUGUCCUUCAGCCUCACCGAGCGGCCCGGCUGCGAGCCUUUGUUACGGCACAGCCGAACUCUCCUGGAGCAGAUGGUGGUCAAGUCCCAGUUCGCAGGUCUGGUGUGAGGUUGCCACACCGCCAGGGGGUGGUGAACUGAACGAAAUUGUUGAGUGUGCCAUCAUGUCGAAGCACCUUGAUUUAUUCCUGCACUCGAUCUUGACGUACUUUAACACUCGUGCUUAAUACAUUAAGACCACUCUGGUCUUGAAAUGUUUGGCAACAGAUCAUCGGCAUUAUUAGAAUAAAGUUAUUCAAAAAUGUCUGAGCUGCAGAAACAGUUGAGCUGGAACUCUGAGUCACUGAAAGGAAUCGCACCAUCAGGCCUGUGACGUGUGCUGAUUUGCUCAGACGGUCUUCUGUGGAAGCGGCGGUUCUGGAAACAAGGAGUUCUGAAAUGAUCAACGCAGCAAAUGUCUUUAGUGACUCAGCGGUGUUGCAACAUAGAUGAGGCUCUCAUGGGGUGACACGAUUCAGGGGGCUCAUGUUGACCCCUGUCCACAGCAGUGAUACAGCUGUUGGUAGAAAAUGGUUUUCAUCAUUAAAAUAAAUGCUACACAAUGAAUUCUCAACUUUUGUUUUUCAGCCCAGGCACACCUCAACCUCAAGCAGAGACAAAAACACAGGAGGAAAAGAACAAGUACAUUUUAGCUUAAAAUCUUGAUGAGAAAAUAGAGAAAAAUAAUGAAUAACUUAAUAUUUUAAUUACAUAAUGAUUUAAUAAAACAAACAAAAAAAAUAAAAAUAAAAAAUAAAACUUGCUGACAACGAAAAACUCACAAAAGAGUCUAAAAUAAAUGAAUCCUGCACCAAAAACACAGGAGGCAUCAGAGAAACAAAUAUGUGUAUGAUGCAUUGAAAAGACAAAAACAACUUCACUUCAAGCCAGUCAUUGAUUACAGAUAAGUGACAUAAAAGGCUACAAAACAAUAAAGUGGACGAAGUCAUGCACAAACAGAAAAGACAUUAUAACUAAAUAUAAAACAGCAGCUACAAAGGAAAAUGUUCAUCCCAGUCAGGCAUCACACAAAGCGUCCAUUCUCAAAAACUGUGAUGAAGUAUAUAAUUUAUUAUCUAUGUAUUUAUUAUCUAGUUACUUAUAUUUUACAUAUUUGUCUUGUGUUGUUUGAUUGUUUGCAACUUUUUUAUGCUGUUGCUUUGUGGAUGUCUUCGAUGUUUGCUGAGCAUCUUUAAUGUCUUUGAUAUGUGUCAGUGUCUUUGUUGUCAUUGGCAGCAGUGACUUGUUGAAUUUCCCCACUGUGGAACACAACAAACAGACAAGUACAAUAAAAAGUUUUAUAUAAUGUUGCCGUAAAGGGCGAAGCUGAUCACAAAAGAGGGGAUGUAUCAUGAAGAGCAGAAUAAAUAAAUAUGAAAUUGCUCUUCACUUGGAAAAAAUAAACAAACAGAUCAAAAACAAAAAAUAAAACAAAAAAAAAAAAUUGUCACAUGGCCACUGACAGUAAAUUAAAUCUAAUCCAUGACAGCAACACACUUGACUGAUGAACAGAAACCUGAUGUUGUUAAAAGAAGCCAAGACGUCACUCUUCCUGUGUCUGGCCUCGCAGCCCCCCGCAACAGGUCUUUGUUCCUAUCAUGAUUUACUUUCUCUUUCCUUUUCCCUGAAGUCUCCCGAGCUCCAAGAAAUGAGGCAGGACUUGGCUGGUCCGGUUCACAUCAACAG
Messenger RNA from Synchiropus splendidus (mandarinfish), 2067 nucleotides. RefSeq lists its product as uncharacterized. The transcript has 2 exons. The record is from RefSeq and is a predicted model, not a curated record. Bases 86 to 451 code for a protein of 121 amino acids. Lineage: Eukaryota; Metazoa; Chordata; Actinopteri; Syngnathiformes; Callionymidae.